This is a messenger RNA of Rhea pennata, 3099 nucleotides long. It is a transcript of the gene SLC4A5, whose product is annotated as solute carrier family 4 member 5. NCBI's taxonomy places the organism in Eukaryota, Metazoa, Chordata, Aves, Rheiformes, Rheidae. Gene Ontology annotation, cellular component: plasma membrane. Gene Ontology annotation, biological process: transmembrane transport; monoatomic anion transport; regulation of intracellular pH. Bases 16 to 3099 code for a protein of 1027 amino acids. The transcript is spliced from 23 exons. Gene Ontology annotation, molecular function: sodium:bicarbonate symporter activity; monoatomic anion transmembrane transporter activity; solute:inorganic anion antiporter activity. The record is from RefSeq and is a predicted model, not a curated record.
ACGCUCUUCACGGAGAUGGACACGCUGCAGCGCGACGGCGAGGACAUGGAGUGGAAGGAGUCGGCCAGGUGGAUAAAGUUCGAGGAGAAGGUGGAGGAGGGAGGCGAGCGGUGGAGCAAGCCCCACGUGUCGACGCUGUCCUUGCACAGCCUGUUCGAGCUGCGGACGUGCCUGCAGACGGGGACGGUGCUGCUCGACUUGGACGCCUACUCCCUGCCCCAGAUCAUAGACGACGUGGUGGAGAAGCAGGUGGAGGACGGGCUGCUCAAGCCCGAGCUGCGGGAGAAGCUCAGCUACGUGCUCCUGCGGCGCCACCGCCACCAGACCAAGAAGCCCAUCCACCGUUCCCUGGCCGACAUCGGCAAGUCCGUCUCCUCCGGCACGACCCGCAGCCCCGUGCGGAGCCCGGCCGCCGGCGCCAGCUUCCACCGCUCCACCGAGGACCUGCGGAUGCGGCAGAGCGCGAGCUACGGCCGCCUGCGCCACGCGCAAAGUCGCAGCAUGAACGACAUCUCGGACGUGCCGAGCACGGACCAGCUGAAGAACAAGUUCAUCAAGAAGAUCCCCAAAGACGCAGAGGCCUCCAACGUGCUGGUGGGCGAAGUGGACUUCCUUGACAAGCCCUUCGUGGCCUUCGUGCGCCUCCUGCAGGCCACGAUGCUGGGCGGGGUGACGGAGGUGCCCGUCCCCACGAGGUUCCUCUUCAUCCUCCUGGGCCCCACAGGAAAAGCCAAAUCCUACAACGAGAUCGGCAGAGCCAUUGCGACCCUCAUGGUGGACGAUCUCUUCAGCGACGUCGCCUACAAAGCCCGGGACAGGGAAGACCUGAUCGCCGGCAUAGAUGAGUUUCUGGACGAAGUUAUCGUCCUACCACCCGGCGAGUGGGAUCCCACCAUCCGGAUAGAGCCGCCCAAGAAAGUGCCCUCGGCCGAGAAGAGGAAGUCGGUGUUCUCGCUGAAUGAAGCGGGGCAGAUGAACGGCACGGCCGGUGGGGCAGCCGCCGGCAGCGGCGGCGGCGGCGGCGGAAGCGACGAUGGAGAGAUGCCUGAAGUGCACGAGAUCGGGGAAGAGCUCGCGUGGACCGGCAGGUUCUGCGGCGGUCUCUAUUUGGACAUCAAGAGGAAGCUGCCCUGGUUCCCGAGCGAUUUCUAUGAGGGCUUUCAUAUCCAGUCCAUCUCUGCCAUCCUCUUCAUUUACCUGGGCUGCAUCACGAACGCCAUCACAUUCGGGGGGCUGCUCGGGGACGCCACGGACAACUACCAGGGGGUCAUGGAGAGCUUCCUCGGCACGGCCAUGGCAGGCUCCAUGUUCUGCCUCUUCGCCGGGCAGCCGCUCAUCAUCCUGAGCAGCACCGGGCCCAUCCUCAUCUUUGAGAAGCUGCUCUUCGACUUCAGCAAAGGCAACGGCAUCGACUACAUGGAGUUUCGCCUCUGGAUCGGCUUGCACUCCGCCCUCCAGUGCCUUAUCCUGGUGGCCACGGACGCCAGCUUCAUCAUCAAGUACAUCACGCGCUUCACGGAGGAAGGCUUCUCCACCCUCAUCAGCUUCAUCUUCAUCUACGACGCCAUCAAGAAGAUGAUCGGCGCCUUCAAGUACUACCCCAUCAAUUCGGACUUCAAGCCCGACUACGUGACCAUGUACAAGUGCGAGUGCGUCGCGCCCGACCCAGCGAACGCGACCUUGUUCGACGCUCCAGCGCCGGUGGCACCGAACGCCACCAACGCGUCUCUGUACAAUGCUAUUAACCUAACAGCUCUGGACUGGACGCAGCUGAGCAAGAAGGAGUGUCUGAAAUACGGCGGCAGCCUCGUGGGGAAAUCCUGCAAGUUCGUGCCGGACCUGGCCCUCAUGUCCUUCAUCCUCUUCUUCGGCACCUACUCCAUGACCCUGACGCUGAAAAAGUUCAAGUUCAGCCGCUAUUUUCCCACCAAGGUCAGGGCCUUCAUUGCCGAUUUUUCCAUCGUCUUCUCCAUCCUGCUCUUCUGCGCGGUAGACGCCUGCUUUGGACUGGACACCCCUAAGCUGCACAUCCCCGGUAUCAUCAAGCCCACCCGGCUGGACCGCGGCUGGUUCGUCUUCCCCUUCGGCAAGAACCCGUGGUGGGUGUACCUGGCCAGCGCCCUGCCGGCCUUGCUCGUCACCAUCCUCAUCUUCAUGGACCAGCAGAUCACGGCUGUCAUCGUCAACCGCAAAGAGCACAAGCUGCGGAAAGCGGCGGGCUACCACCUGGACCUCUUCUGGGUGGGCAUCCUCAUGGCCGUGUGCUCCUUCAUGGGGCUGCCCUGGUACGUGGCGGCCACCGUCAUCUCCAUCGCCCACAUCGACAGCCUCAAGAUGGAGACGGAGACGAGCGCCCCGGGCGAGCAGCCGCAGUUCCUGGGCGUGAGGGAGCAGAGGGUGACGGGCAUCAUCGUCUUCGUGCUGACGGGUAUCUCCGUCUUCCUGGCGCCCAUCCUGAAGUACAUCCCCAUGCCGGUGCUCUACGGCGUCUUCCUCUACAUGGGCGUCGCGUCGCUCAACGGCAUCCAGUUCUGGGAGCGCUGCAAGCUCUUCCUCAUGCCGGCCAAGCACCAGCCCGACUACGUCUUCCUGCGGCACGUGCCGCUGCGGCGCAUCCACCUCUUCACCCUGGUGCAGAUCGUCUGCCUGGCCGUGCUCUGGAUCCUCAAGUCCACCGUGGCGGCCAUCAUCUUCCCCGUGAUGAUCUUAGCCCUGAUCCUCGUGCGGAAGCUGCUGGACUUUGUCUUUUCCCAACACGACCUGGCCUGGAUCGAUAACAUCAUCCCCGAGAAGGAGAAGAAGAAGGAGGACGACAAGAAGAAGAAGAAGAAGGGCCCCAAGGGCGACAGCAGCAGCGACGAAGAGGAAAGAGGUCCUCCGCCUGGAGCUUUGCGUUCCGAUUCCUCGCCCAACGGUUCAGACCUGGAUCGCAGCAUCACGCUGCACCUGAAGAUUUCCUGCCCGUCGUCUCCCGCCUUUAACUACUCCCGAAACCCGCUCUGCGCCGUGCCCCAGGUGAAGAUCGAGAUGGAGUCGGACUACGAGGACACCGACACGGAAAAGCAGCCUCGGGACAUGGGCAGCGAGACCACGCUAUAG